Neofelis nebulosa (Clouded leopard) is the source of this 4198-nucleotide messenger RNA. It is a transcript of the gene SLC22A2, whose product is annotated as solute carrier family 22 member 2. The record is from RefSeq and is a predicted model, not a curated record. NCBI's taxonomy places the organism in Eukaryota, Metazoa, Chordata, Mammalia, Carnivora, Felidae. The transcript is spliced from 11 exons. Gene Ontology annotation, biological process: transmembrane transport. Bases 324 to 1988 code for a protein of 554 amino acids. Gene Ontology annotation, cellular component: membrane.
CAGAGGAGGGCUUGUUUGUGGGGGUGGGGUGAGGUAAGGCAAGCUCUUGGGGAGUGAUCUUACCACACACACAACAUCUGGCCCUGUUUCUUGCGCAGGGCACCUCGGGGGAGCGGCAGGACACAUGUCCGCUGGAGGAGGGCACAGUUGGAAAUUAGCCUGACCAAGUAAAGGUCUGGAUCAAAGGUUGGUCUCGUUCUAAAGUAAACUCCCUCCAACCCUCUGACUUUUGGAUAAGAGCUGAACUGAGCCGGCCACGGCCUCACUCGGGGCCACUCGCACCAGCCCGGGGAAGAGCAUCAGGACUCCUGCCUCCGAUAAUAAUGCCAACUGUGGAUGACAUCCUAGAGCACAUAGGGGAAUUUAACUUCUUCCAGAAGCAGACGUUCUUUCUCUUAGCUCUGCUCUCGGCCGCGUUCACCCCCAUCUACGUGGGCAUCGUCUUCCUGGCCUUCACCCCGGAUCACCGCUGCCUGAGCCCCGGGGUGGCCGAGCUGAGCCGGAGAUGCGGCUGGAGCCUGGCAGAGGAGCUGAACUACACAGCGCCGGGCCCGGGGGCCGCGGGCGAGGCGUCCCCUCACCAGUGCCGCCGCUACGAGGUGGACUGGAACCAGAGCGCCCUCAGCUGCGCGGACCCCCUGGCCGGCCUGGCGGCCAACAGGAGCCACCUGCCGCUGGGCCCCUGUCGGCACGGCUGGGUGUACGAAACGCCCGGCUCGUCCAUCGUGACCGAGUUUAACCUAGUGUGUGCCAGUUCCUGGAUGCUGGACCUGUUUCAGUCGGCUGUGAAUGUAGGAUUUUUUAUCGGUUCUGUGGGUAUCGGCUACAUAGCAGACAGGUUUGGCCGUAAGCUCUGCCUACUGGUUACGAUCCUCAUAAAUGCUGCAUCAGGACUCCUGCUGGCCGUUUCCCCAAACUAUACCUGGGUGUUAAUUUUCCGUUUGAUCCAGGGGCUUGUCAGCAAGGCAGGCUGGCUUAUAGGCUACAUCCUGAUUACGGAGUUUGUCGGGCUGAGCUAUCGGAGAACAGUGGGCAUCGUUUACCAAGUGGCCUUCACCGUUGGGCUCCUGGCACUGGUGGGGGUGGCAUAUGUGCUUCCUCACUGGAGGUGGCUCCAGCUCACUGUUUCCCUGCCCAACGUCUUCUUCUUGCUCUAUUACUGGUGCAUCCCUGAGUCUCCAAGGUGGCUGAUCUCCCAGAAUAAAAAUGCUAAAGCCAUGAGGAUCAUUAAGCACAUCGCAAAGAAAAAUGGAAAAUCUCUGCCAACCUCCCUUCAGAGCCUCAGACCUGAUGAGGAAGCUGACGAGAAGCUGAAUCCUUCAUUUCUUGAUUUGGUCAGAACCCCUCAGAUCAGGAAACACACUUUGAUCCUGAUGUACAACUGGUUCACGAGCUCUGUUCUCUAUCAGGGCCUCAUCAUGCACAUGGGCCUUGCAGGGAGCAAUUUCUACUUGGAUUUCUUCUACUCUGCCCUGGUGGAGUUUCCAGCUGCCCUCCUCAUCAUCCUCACCAUUGACCGUUUAGGUCGCCGCUAUCCAUGGGCUGCAUCAAAUAUGGUGGCAGGGGUAGCCUGCCUAGCCUCGGUUUUUAUCCCUGAUGAUCUGCAGUGGCUAAGAGUUACAGUCGCGUGCUUGGGUAGGAUGGGGAUUACGAUGGCCUACGAAAUGGUUUGCCUGGUCAACGCGGAACUGUACCCCACGUUCAUCAGGAAUCUUGGUGUCCUUGUCUGCUCCUCCAUGUGCGACAUCGGUGGCAUUAUCACACCGUUCCUGGUCUACCGGCUCACCGACGUCUGGCAUGAGCUCCCACUGCUGGUUUUUGCUGUGAUUGGCUUGGUUGCUGGGGUACUGGUGUUGCUGCUUCCGGAGACCAAAGGGAAGGCUUUGCCUGAGACUAUAGAUGAAGCCGAGAACAUGCAGAGACCAAGAAAAAAUAAAGAAAAGAUGAUUUACCUCCAAGUCAAGAAAGUAGACAAUCCGCUAAACUAAGAAGAGAGACCACUCUUGCUAUGGCCUUGCUCUGAUGAUACAAGUCCAGACCAGAGAUUUCUCCAUCCACCACAAAGCCCAUAUAAUUCAACCUUACCUCCUUUUGAACCCUACGAACCUAAAUCUAUAGCCAAAUAGAGUUUGUUGUCCUACUUAUUAAAAUCUACCCAGGGGACUAAAUCCUACCAAGCCCCACCAGCUCACUCCAUUCCCAGCAUUCCCAAGACAAUGCUAUUGGUGUGCUAGGAAUUGUCUUUAUCUUUAUUUUAUUUUAUUCUUUUCUCCACAAUGAUAUCAAACCAAAACACAUAGGAGAAUCGUGGGCCAGGGAAACAGAACAGAGAAGAUCUGGAAAACUAAGUAGAGCAGAGAGCCUGUUUUCUUAAAGAAAUGAUACAUGUAAAGUAAUAUCAAGUUGUCCAGAAUGUAUGUCAAGAAAUUUAAAUUGGCCUUUCAAGUGACAUGGGUGACAAAAUUUUUAAAUACAUUAUUCUCUGGGUUAGAUUUUUUAAAGGAAACUAAAAUAAAGAAUCAGAAAUACAACAUGAGUAAUCGGUAAGUCUUCUCCAUUUAGACGAGUUGAAUACAAAUGUGUGCUUUCCACAAAAAAAUCUGGAGAAGACUUUGAUAGGGAGCAGUGUUGAAUUUGGCCUACUAAACCGAUGUGGUAAUGUCUCACCCUGAUAAAAAUUUCUCUAAAUUUGUGGUUUAAAAAAAAUUAUAUUAAUAUUUUACCAUGGUAAUAUAGUAAAUUAAUAUUUAGAAGCCAAAUACUUCAAGACCUAUAAUGAAAACAAAAGUUCCUUGCCCCAUUCCACCUCUACCAAUGCCUCCAGAAUAAUUUUCAACUAUUGCAGCUGUUUCUUUCUCUUGUGAUUUAUAUUUAUAUAUCUAAAUAACCUGCUUUAUAUUGAUAUCUCUUGCCUUUUUAACUUUAAAUAUUACAUUACUGGGGUGCCUGGGUGGCUCAGUCAGUUAAGCAUCUGACUUCGGCUCAGGUCAUGAUCUCGUGGUUCAUGAGUUUGAGCCCUGCGUUGGGCUCUGGGCUGACAGCUCAGAGCCUGGAGCCUGCUUCGGAUUCUGUGUCUCCCUUUCUCUCUCUGCCCCUCCCCUGCUCUCUCUCGCUCUCUCACUCUCUCAAAAAUAAAAUAAAAACAAAAAAAAAUUUAAAUAAAUAUUAUAUUACCUAUUGACUUUUUGGUAUAAAAUAUGAAGAUUUAGCUCUCUUCAUCUCUGUCCUCAAUCCAACACACAGUUUUUCUCUUCAAACUCUGUGUUAUCACAUUUUUAUUCAAUAAAUAGUUAACAUUUGCAUAAUUUGGGCUGUGUAACUAUUACCAACAGCUGAGCCACAUAGGGUACUAUGAUCACUCUUCCACUCUUUUCACAGCAUUUUGUUCCUGUUGAGCCUUGGUUUUUGUUGCUGUUUUCUAUAUAUUCACCAUUAAUUUCCUCCCCACCCCCCAACUCUUUGAUAAAACUAUAAAUAUCUCAUUGCUUUCAAACACAGCUCCUUUUUCCAGAGAGCCUUCCCACCUGGAGCCUGCAGUUCUCCUGGUCCGGUGAGCCUGGAUGCCAUUGAGCCCUACUGCACAGCUGUUGCCCUGGGCUCUCCUUUCCCCACCUCCUGAGCAUGUCCAGUGCCUCUGUUUUGUGUACCUCUGUCUGCUAGAUCCAAAGUCUUCCUCAUCCUUACUUUUCUCCCUCGUUUUGAAGAAGCACAUCUCCCAGUAUUGUCCUGAGAAAGAGCACACACGUGUCCUUCUAAAUUCUCCUCUGUCACAUCAAGAGUUGACACUAACACAUGACAUGUUCCUGGCCCUGUGCCACCUGGCUUCUUAUAAGCCUCUCCCAAUGGGCAGCAUUGGCCAGAUAGGAAGAUAAGCACAAGAGAGAAGCCAUUUUCCCCUGUACCAUGAGGGAAUCUUGGGCAGCUGCAAGAAGAGCUGCUGGCGACCUCAGCCAAAGGAAUGGGGCUCCUGGUCACUUCUCGAUGGCACAGGUGCAGUUUUAACGGCAACAGCAGCAGCAGCAGCAGAAGUGCCUCACUGACUUCCAGCAAGAACAGGAUCUCAGGCCCCAGCCAGAAGCAAUCACUGUUUGCUGGUCUUACGUCAACACCCUUUUCUCUCUCUAGCAUACCUUUCUCCUGUUUGUUCAACAAUUUUGUAAACGAGUGCCUGUAUUAAAUUCCUUCUCUUUGAAAUACC